Molecule: messenger RNA, 845 nt
Organism: Xenopus tropicalis (tropical clawed frog)
Lineage: Eukaryota; Metazoa; Chordata; Amphibia; Anura; Pipidae
Product: SWI/SNF-related matrix-associated actin-dependent regulator of chromatin subfamily D member 3-like
Exons: 3
Coding region: 234-461 (75 amino acids)
Source: RefSeq, a predicted model, not a curated record
CCCCCCACUCACAGCACCAUCACAUCCUCCCAAAACCAAUGAGCAGCUUUCAGGCAGAUAUUUCCUCCUAUAGAGACAUAAACGCGGGGUGCUAUAGGGUAGCUAGGAAAGCAGGCGGGGCUAAUACUGACAGCUCCGCCCCCAUUCCUGGAGUGACCCCCACUUCUCUCUCUUCCUGUAGAUCCACGAGACCAUUGAAUCAAUUAAUCAGCUGAAGAUACAAAGGAGAUUUCAUGCUCAGUUUCUCCCGGGACCCAAAGGGUUACAUACAGGACUGGCUCCUCUCCCAGAGCAGGGACCUGAAGAUCAUGACUGAUGUUGUGGGGAACCCCGAGCAGGAGAGGCGAGCCGACUUCUAUCAGGAACCCUGGUCCCAGGAGGCUGUCAGCCGCUACUUCUAUUGUAAGAUCCAGCAGCGCAGACAGGAGUUGGAGCAGUCCCUGGGGGUGAGGAACACGUAGGCUCCUCCUCUCUCAGCCUCGGGGCCCCUGGCGCCUCCCUUCCCGCCGUUUGGCUCUAACAUGGUCCCAUCACUGCUACAGACAUCAUGUGCCGCCCCUACUGCCCGCCAUUGGCCCUUAUACCCACCCCACUGAUUGGCCCCUGGCAGUGAGCUCUCCCCAUGAUACUGCCCCCCCUGUGCCUUGGGGCCCUCUGGUGCCCGACGCUUGGGUAAAUGUAUCAGAGUAUCCGUGCCCUGGGCCUGCCCUAGCCUUGUGCCACGAUUGUGCCAUAUUGUGCCAUAAUGUGCCCACGAUUGUGCCAUAAUGUGCCCACGAUUGUGCCAUAAUGUGCCCACGAUUGUGCCAUAAUGUGCCCACGAUUGUGCCAUAAUGUGCCCACGA